Molecule: messenger RNA, 2140 nt
Organism: Aricia agestis (brown argus)
Lineage: Eukaryota; Metazoa; Arthropoda; Insecta; Lepidoptera; Lycaenidae
Gene: HisRS
Product: histidine--tRNA ligase, cytoplasmic
Exons: 10
Coding region: 209-2038 (609 amino acids)
Biological process (GO): mitochondrial translation; histidyl-tRNA aminoacylation
Cellular component (GO): cytoplasm; mitochondrion
Molecular function (GO): ATP binding; histidine-tRNA ligase activity
Source: RefSeq, a predicted model, not a curated record
UCAGAUGUCAUGAAAAACUAAAAUUACGAAAUGAUUUGGAAAGGCUCGUGAACUGAUUGCUGAGUUGAAAGGAAAGGUUAACCUGCAAUUAUUUUACAUUCACUGUAGUACUUUUAAAGCUGUUACUUCGGUUUGAAACAGUAUUCAGUGUAGUUCUAUUGUAUGUUUAGUUUUUCUUGAGAUACGUGUAAUUCAUGAAAAGUUAGUAAUGGCAGAGGGUCAAGAAGCUCUAUUGGCAAAAAUCAAGGAACAGGGUGACAUUGUAAGAAGCCUAAAAGCUGCAAAAGAGUCCCAAGAAAAGAAUAAAUGUCAACAUAGAGCUCAGGAUCUCCAAGGACUUAACGAAUAUUUGUCCAAGUAUAGUUAUAUAGGAGGCUAUGAGCCUAGUAAGUCUGAUGUACAAAUUUUGAGAGAAAUCAAAGAUUGUGAUUUAAAACCAAAAUAUGUUUAUUUAAAAAGAUGGUGGUACCAUAUGGGGAGUUUCAGUGAUUCUGAGAUAUCCUCUUUACCUGAUUCAUCAAAUAGUUCAACAAACUUGACAGACAACUAUGUUGCUAAAAGUAAAGACAUCAAUUUACAGAUACAACAGGAAGUAUCGAAGUUGUUGGCUCUGAAGGCGCAAUUAGGAGCAGAAAAUGCAGUGCCACAAAAAUUCACCCUCAAAACAGCAAAAGGAACCAGGGACUAUAACCCUCAACAGAUGACAAUAAGAAACAAUGUUCUAGAUAAAAUUAUUACAGUUUUUAAAAGACACGGAGCUGAGUGCAUAGACACUCCAGUCUUUGAGUUGAAGGAUGUUCUAACUGGAAAAUAUGGUGAAGAUUCUAAGUUAAUAUAUGAUUUGAAAGACCAGGGUGGAGAAAUUUUGUCACUAAGAUAUGAUUUAACAGUUCCCUUGGCGAGGUAUCUGGCUAUGAAUAAAAUUAAUACCCUCAAAAGGUAUCACAUUGCAAAGGUUUAUAGAAGAGAUAAUCCUGCCAUGACAAGAGGAAGAUAUAGAGAAUUUUAUCAAUGUGAUUUCGACAUAGCUGGCCAGUACGACCCCAUGGUGCCGGACUCGGAGUGUCUCAAGGUGGUCACUGAGAUUCUAGACGUCAUCGACAUCGGCAACUACGUGCUAAAGGUGAACCACCGGCGGCUGCUGGACGGCAUGUUCGAGGCGUGCGGUGUGCCCGAUGACAAGUUCCGCUCCACGUGUUCCACUGUCGACAAACUAGACAAGGCAACAUGGGAGGAAGUGAGGACGGAAAUGAUAAACGAGAAAGGCGUGACACCCGAAGCGGCGGACAGAAUCGGCGAGUACGUCAGGCUCAACGGCGGUAUAGACUUGGCUGAGAAGCUGAUGAAAGACGAAAAACUCGCCAAGUCGAAGAGCGCUAUAGAAGGUCUAGAGGGCAUCAUGUUGCUGCUCAAGUACUGCGAAAUACUAGGGAUUAAAGACAAGAUCCUGUUCGACUUGAGCUUGGCGCGCGGACUGGAUUACUACACCGGUGUUAUAUACGAAGCCGUUUUGACGCAGCCAAUAAAAAUCGGCAAGGAGGAGCAGACGGUGGGGUCGAUCGCCGGCGGCGGCCGCUACGACAACCUCGUCGGCAUGUUCGACUCCAAACACAAACAGGUGCCGUGUGUGGGUGUGAGUAUUGGCGUGGAACGCAUCUUCUCGGUCUUGGAGGCGAAGCUGGCGGCGGGCGACAUCAGCGUGCGGACGAGCGACGUCGACGUGUACGUCGCCACCGCACAGAAGAACUUCCUCGAGGAGAGGCUGCGCGUCUGCGCUGAGCUCUGGAACGCCGGUAUUAAGACCGAGCAUUCCUACAAGAAGAAUCCAAAGAUGUUGAAUCAGUUGCAGCACUGCGAGGAGAACCGUAUUCCUCUGGCCGUGGUGCUCGGGGAGUCUGAACUGAAGAGAGGUCUUGUUAAAAUCCGCAACAUCGUCACUAGACAAGAGGACGAGGUACCGAGGGAAAGCCUCGUAGAUGAAUUACAAACGAGACUCGCGUCUAUGAAUAUCAAACAAAUAAACGGCCCCGCUAAAUAGUGUACAAAAAUAUGUAUUUGGUGUCAAUGCGGUGUCUCAAAAUUUUCGGUUUAAGUACCAUCGAGGAAGUUGAUUCCUAUGCAAUUAACAGACCAACGUUAU